Messenger RNA from Brassica napus (rape), 975 nucleotides. RefSeq lists its product as uncharacterized. The coding region runs from base 311 to 658 and encodes 115 amino acids. The transcript has a single exon. Lineage: Eukaryota; Viridiplantae; Streptophyta; Magnoliopsida; Brassicales; Brassicaceae. The record is from RefSeq and is a predicted model, not a curated record.
AAAAUAACUUAAAACAUUAAUAAUUUAGAAAUAUGUUAUUUUGAUAGUACUUAGUUUAAAUAAUAAGUAUAUUUGUUUCUCUAAAUUUUCUAAAUAUGUUAGAGAAAACUCUUAUUAACGGUCACAUUUUAUUUAACGUUAAACUGCAUUAAUUAAUAUGUUAUGUUCACUUGAAAAUACGUUUAGUUUGUGUUUGAGUGUUUAAUCUCUUAUAAAUAUGAGACAAAAUUUCAUUCUAAAAUACCAGAUACAAACAUUUUAAUAUAUUAUAUUAAUAACAUUUGCCACUUAUUUUGAAAGUAUUGGCAAAAUGGCUCACACUUCCUCCCGAACUACUAUCGUAUUCAUUGUUGUUGCUUUGGUUUGUGCAUUCGUUCCUGCAUUCUCUGUAGAAGAAGCUGAAGCAAAAUCACUAUGGGAUACAUGUCUUCUUAAAAUCAGUCCAAAAUGUGCGUUGGAUAUAAUUGGUGUUGUCUUUGAAAAUUUAACCAUCACUGAUGCAUGCUGUCAUGAUCUUGUUCAAGAAGGAAAAAUGUGUCACGAUACUCUUAUCAAAUAUAUUGCUGAGAAGCCACACUUAGUUGCCCACGAAACAGAGUAUUUGACGAAAAGUGAUGCUUUGUGGACUCAUUGUGUCUCAAUUUCGCAAACUGCUUAAUAAUAUUAUAUGCAUGUAUUGUUCUGAUUAACAAAAAUUGUAUUCAACUAUCCUUAAAUUUUCUUUGAUCAAAAAUCGUGGAUCAAACAACAUGCAAUAUAAAACGAACAUCAAGUGAAUCUCAUUCUAAAUGAAUCAAUACAAAUAUUAACUCAGCUGAAAAACAAUGCGCUAUCCAUACAAGAUUGUUAAACUAAUAACAAAACAUAUAUGAAUAAUUUCAAAAAAUAUUGCUUAAUUAGUUUGAUUUAGCGUAUCUUUAAUUUUAAAAUUUAAUUUUCAUCUAAGAUGUCAAUCAUUAUUUUUACAUACUGAAA